CUUCAUCCAUCCCUCCCUCCCGCUCCAUCCCGCCUCGCCGGGGCCGCUGCUCUCUCUCCGGCGGGCGCUGCGCCUUUCGGUCGGGACGAAGCGGCGCUCCGGGAUCCGGCCGGGCGGACGCACCGUGGAAUAUUGAGCCUGUUUAUCAGCAUAGAGAAAUUUAGAUUGGAAGGGACCCCUGGUGGUCAUCUGCUCCAACCUCCUCCUCAAAGCAUGUUCGACUAGAUCAGGUCUGUAUUUGAGGUGCAAGAUGUCUUCCCUGAGGCUGAUCUCUAACAGAACCUCCCAGCAGGCCCUGUCUAACUCUGAUUACACCUGGGACUACGAGUACUAUGAGUAUGGACCAGUGUCAUUUGAAGGCCUGAAGGCUCAUAAGUAUUCCAUUGUGAUUGGAUUUUGGGUUGGUCUUGCAGUUUUUGUCAUCUUCAUGUUUUUUGUCCUGACUCUGCUGACGAAGACGGGAGCGCCACAUCAAGACAAUGCAGAACUUUCCGAAAAAAGAUUUCGCAUGAACAGCUUUGUGGCAGAUUUUGGAAGACCUUUGGAGUCUGAGAGGGUCUUUUCUCACCAAAUGGCUGAAGAGUCUCAGUCACUUUUUCAUUUCUGCAUUAACGAAUUGGACCAUAUGAACAAAGCAAAAGAGAGUCAGAAAGGUCCAAGUCUGGAUAGCAAUACCCACUUCCAGGAGGUUUCCAAAAGCAGUGGAGUGUUUGAGGAAGACCUACAUCGUCUUACAAAAUUCAACAUUCCUAACUUUGUGAACACUGAGCAGAACUCUUCAUUAGGUGAGGAUGAUCUCCUCAUCUCAGAGCCACCAAUCAUUUUAUAAAGCAAACUGGUUAUGCAAUCUUCCCAUUGGAUCCUUGACUGAAAAUAUCUUUGAGGUAAACAUUCCCGCUAUUGUCCAGUUUGAAGCCUUUCUUGGUCUGCUGCUCUUUUGACAGAAGGUAUUUCAGACGUGCUUUUUAUUGUAUGUAAGAUUAGCUGUACUGACAGAACUCAGUUUAGACAAGAUGAAAGAUACUGAAUGCUUUAUUCUGAUGCCUUCUGAGGUCUAAAACUUCUGCCCAGUAUUAUUUUUGCUUUUUGAUUUUGCUUGUUUCCUGUAUUAUUCUUCAUUUUUAAACAUCUACUUAUGGCCAGCUUCUGAAGGAUAUAAUUCACAAGGACUGUGAAGGCUGGAGCCUGGCACUGGGAGGUCUACGAAAAUUCAUUGGCCAAGAAAGGUGUAAAUCUCAAAGAAGACUGAAGAAAGGAAUAAACAGCCCCUGGGGAGGUUCUGUAGUUUCUGCUACUCCCAACAAGGUGCCUGAAGCUGAGCAGCACAGUAAAGACUAAAGACCUGCUUGGGACUAACUUCAAUUUCUGAUCCCUAACUGCUUUUUGGUGCAGUAAAACCCAAUUUACAAAGCUUCCAGAGGGAGCACCUUGCAAAUUAAAUUGUUUGGUUACAGUGUUUACAAAAUGCUAUCACCACCUGCUGCUGAGUAAAAGCAAAUUGGUGCCUGUAUUGUACUUCAGAAUGACACCUCAGCAGCUGCCCCAUGAUGACAUGGAAUUAGUAUUCUCACAAACAUAAACUCUGAUCUGUCUUUAUUUUUUUUUUUUCUGUUAAUUGCUGAUGUGAACUUUGAGUUUACUAAUUACGGGAUUCAGUAGCUAAAUCACAGGAAAUAAGAAAAAGAGCUAUUUUUCUUUGGCCAAUAAAGUUACUACAUGCAAAUGAUA
This is a messenger RNA of Catharus ustulatus (Swainson's thrush), 1728 nucleotides long. RefSeq names its product melanocortin 2 receptor accessory protein 2 (gene MRAP2). Lineage: Eukaryota; Metazoa; Chordata; Aves; Passeriformes; Turdidae. Gene Ontology annotation, biological process: regulation of adenylate cyclase-activating G protein-coupled receptor signaling pathway; protein localization to plasma membrane. The transcript is spliced from 5 exons. Gene Ontology annotation, cellular component: endoplasmic reticulum; plasma membrane. Gene Ontology annotation, molecular function: corticotropin hormone receptor binding; type 1 melanocortin receptor binding; type 5 melanocortin receptor binding. The record is from RefSeq and is a predicted model, not a curated record. Bases 251 to 829 code for a protein of 192 amino acids.